This is a messenger RNA of Trichoderma virens Gv29-8, 1082 nucleotides long. RefSeq lists its product as uncharacterized. The record is from RefSeq and is a predicted model, not a curated record. The coding region runs from base 443 to 859 and encodes 138 amino acids. Lineage: Eukaryota; Fungi; Ascomycota; Sordariomycetes; Hypocreales; Hypocreaceae. The transcript has a single exon.
UUCUUGCUCGGUCCUCUGCGGCGACAUGCGCCAUUGUGACAAGAAUGCCAACAUGUCCAUGUAGUAAGCUUUACUCACUGAAAAAACUUUCUGGAGAGGGAAGCUUGCCCACUUGAAGCCCAAGAGGAUUACGAUGAUAUGACAACCAUAUCCCUUGAAGAUCAAGACGACUAUGAUGAUACAGCGACCGCGGCCCCAUAAAGAGGACAGAUGCUUGCUUAAGAGCUUAUAUAGUCAGCAGGACGCUGUGAAAGUAUUGUACACAGCUCCGCUCCCCUAAUAGUUGAAGUCUGCUGACGACGAUCCCAUAUAGUAUUGGUAGCCUCCCUGGACUGACUAUAUUGCAGAUGUGUUUAUUCUUGCUAUUCUAGGGGAUAAAGGCUUAGGCAACAUAUGUGCACGUGAAGGUGAUGAAGAAUUUGUACGUGAGCUUGAAGAACGAAUGUUGUUGGACGAUUUACUUGAUAGCUGCCAUUGUCGGUGCUCUCCCGGUGAUUGCACGCCGUUUAUGGCGGGGAUGAAGCAUAUGCAAUUAUGUAAUAGCCAGCUUGGUAUUGCCACUACUUUCACUGAGUGUCUAAAGGAGUACGGUAACGCUUUUCAAAGGAAGCACUACUAUGCUGCGAUAGGGUUUACCACAUUUCAGGCACUAGGCGUUGCGCGUACGUGCAUAUGCAAAGGGCGGUAUUGGACGGAACCAACAUUUGAUGCAGAUGAGAUUGUGGAAAUACCAGAUGAAUAUUCAGAGCUGUUAAAGCUCUUGGAGUCGUCGAUAGAGGAGUUUGAAUCGCACGCCUUUGAGAUCUUUGAGGCAGCUACGGAUGGAUUUGACAGUAUAGUUACUUUCUGGAACGGGUAAAGGGAUCGGAGAAUGAGUCAAGUUCUCUCUGAGCUCUCUCGAGCUGGCGAGGCAAGUAAAACAACUGCAGAAGACCUAGGUAUUAUUUGGGUUCCUCAGGUAGAGAAACAAACGGAUGAGAUACAAGUAUUGGAAAGGUUGGAACUAUUACUUUCGAAGGAUCGAGCAGAUCAAAUAGAUCGAAUAGGUCGGUCAUGAAGUACUCCGACACGUUUUAUGUUGG